Molecule: messenger RNA, 525 nt
Organism: Cyanidioschyzon merolae strain 10D
Lineage: Eukaryota; Rhodophyta; Bangiophyceae; Cyanidiales; Cyanidiaceae
Product: similar to U3 snoRNP component Imp3p
Exons: 1
Coding region: 1-525 (174 amino acids)
Biological process (GO): rRNA processing
Cellular component (GO): small-subunit processome; small ribosomal subunit; Mpp10 complex
Molecular function (GO): snoRNA binding; rRNA binding; structural constituent of ribosome
Source: RefSeq, a predicted model, not a curated record
AUGCGAAAGCUGCGCUAUCAUGAAUACAAGCUUCUGAAGAAGGAUAACCUUUACGAAUGGAAGCGAGAGAAUCAUCACCGAGAGUAUCGGGUUGUACGUCGUUACUAUCUGCCGAGCCCUGAGGUGUACCAUACCUACAACCAGUUCGUGGGAAAGGUAACCGCGCUGGUGUCGAAGCUGAAGGCGCUUGAGGUGAACAAUCCGUUUCGAAUAGACCGCACUGAGAAGCUACUGAACGAGUUAUAUGAUCUCGGGCUGAUUAACGUAAAAUCUGGGUUGGAUGUGUGUGCGAACGUGACGGUAUCGGCGUUGUGUCGGCGGCGGUUGCCCUCGGUGCUCGUUCGCAAUCACUUUGUGGAACGCCUGUCGGAUGCGGUUGCGCUUAUCAAGAGGGGCCACAUACGGAUUGGGCCGCAUGUGGUACGAGAUCCAAACUUGUUGGUUACGCGGAGUAUGGAGGACCUGAUAACCUGGGCAGAUGAUUCGAAGAUUCGCGAGGUCGUCGAGCGGCACCGAGUUGAGUAG